Molecule: messenger RNA, 624 nt
Organism: Neurospora tetrasperma FGSC 2508
Lineage: Eukaryota; Fungi; Ascomycota; Sordariomycetes; Sordariales; Sordariaceae
Exons: 2
Coding region: 49-297 (82 amino acids)
Source: RefSeq, a predicted model, not a curated record
AACAAAACAAACCAAAUAAAUACAAACCCCCCCAAGUUCCAAACAAACAUGUUUCCCUCUCCCGCUUCCUACGUCGCCCUCAGCAGCGGCGGCGUCUCUCCCGGGUCCUCCUCUUCCUCCUCCCCGCGACUAUUCGUCCGCCACCCCCGCCUAGCCAUCUUCACCCUCGCCCUCGUCGGCGUCGGCGCCGUCUUCAGACACGUGUCGACGACGAUCCGCAACAACGAGCUGGCUCAGAAGAGCUCGCCUGGUUCGCGGUUCUUUGUCAGCGUGGACAGGAGUGGUGGGGGAAUCUGAUUUUUCUAUCCGGGGGGAAGAAUGGAAAGGCGAAAGGGGUGGGUGAUAUAGGGUGAUGGAUGUGGGAUGUUCGUGCACAAAUGUGUUGAUGAGUGAUGAAUAAUGAAGCGACAUGAGUUGGAUGAUGCGGGAGGUGUAGAAUUUCUGCGUGGACGAUAAUGACAACAGCAGGAAGUUUGGGAUUUGAAUUUGGAAGAUGCGUUCGUGCGAGCGGAUGCAUAAGUUGAUGCGGUCCUGGAUUAGCGUUGAUCAACUUUGUCAGAAUAACCAGAAUGGCAACAGCAAAGCAUGAAGAUAGUCAAACGCGAAUCGCGUCAAUUUUACUUU